Molecule: messenger RNA, 1059 nt
Organism: Letharia columbiana
Lineage: Eukaryota; Fungi; Ascomycota; Lecanoromycetes; Lecanorales; Parmeliaceae
Exons: 1
Coding region: 1-1059 (352 amino acids)
Biological process (GO): riboflavin biosynthetic process
Molecular function (GO): GTP cyclohydrolase II activity
Source: RefSeq, a predicted model, not a curated record
AUGCCUGCCUUGACCGGCUCAAUGCGAGAUCUACCCUCUCACGCCUCUCCGGUCUACUCCCCUAGACCUUCGGCUGGUAAAGAUGUCUCACAGUUCGAUCUCGACAAUGGAAGAUCGGAAUCUCCACCCCCUCCAACCUUCGUCAGUCCAGCAUUCACUCCUCCAUCUACUCCGGGCGCAGAGACGUCGACAAGGCACCAAGAACCUCGCUCAAUUCCUGUUGAUACCGCAUCCCGAAGACCGCCAAAGCUUCUCGACACACUUCCAGACGUCAAUUGCGUUGUUCGCGCAAGGAUACCUACGGUGACUGGCGCAGAGAUGUUUCUGCAUCUAUACCAAAACAACGUGGAUGAUAAAGAGCAUUUGGCUAUUGUAUUUGGCAAUGACAUACGGUCAAGAUCGUUAGACGCGCCACGGUCUGGCGAAACAGAAAUGGAUCGCAUGAUACGAGGCGCAUACACGGGCAGGCUUCACCCCGGAAGAACAUCGAGUCGAUUUGAUCCAGAGCCACACCCGUCUACCUCUAUGCUGAUAGCUCAAACCACUCACUCAUCACCCCUGGUCAGGAUACACUCAGAGUGCUAUACUGGCGAGACGGCAUGGUCUGCCCGGUGCGAUUGUGGAGAACAACUCGACGAGGCAGCCAGGCUUAUGUCUUUACCUUCGUCGCCUGGUGGCGUCAUUGUAUAUUUACGUCAAGAAGGUCGAGGAAUUGGUCUAAUGGAGAAGCUCAAAGCCUACAACGUACAGGAUCUUGGCUGGGAUACUGUCGAGGCCAAUCUCAUGUUACGGCAUCCAGCAGACGCAAGAAGCUACGGACUCGCCACAGCGAUGCUGCUAGAUCUCGGAUUUGGAGGAGAUGCAGGCAUCAAGCUACUCACGAACAAUCCGGAUAAAGUACGGGCAGUGGAAGGCCCUAAUCGCGAGGUCAUCGUUAAAGAGAGAGUGGCCAUGGUCCCUCUGGCUUGGAAGACAGGCGGAAAGAAGGGUAUACAUAGCGAGGAGAUCGAAGGCUAUCUACGAACAAAGAUAGGUAAGAUGGGACACAUGCUUGGAUGA